CAGUAGAGCAAGUAUUAGUGGGGAACGGAACCAAAAGUCCUUCGGUUGCGCGUUACAGCCGGACGUAGUUGUGUGCGACAGAAACGUGGAGAGCUGUUUUCAUUUAGUCAGUAACUCCAAAAUAACUCGUUUUCUUUCAAAUGUCUGCUAAAAGCCAAAUAUGCUCAAUAUGGCUUGGAUCCGAAACUGGAAUAUUAAAAGGGGUGAGUUUAACCAAAAAGCAGGCGUUUAACUUUUGUGAGAUGAGCUGCUUGAGUCGAGAUCAGGAGGUUUGUGUGAUGGCAUGGGGAGACCCUCACGAAUCAGAGGUGUUAGUGGGCAGUGUGAACGGCACUGUGAAAACUUUCAGCACAGAUAAGGGAAUCUUCACAGCGACCAGAGAGUGUGGAGAUCCUUCACAGGGCAGAUUCACAGGACUCGCUGUCACUGACAGUUCUUUGAUUACAUGUGUGGAGUCAGGACUGCUGAAGGUGUGGAAGGAAGGCAGUACAGAAACGGUUGAGAUAAAUGUUGGAAAUGGAAUAUGCAGAAUGCAACAGAACCCAUCACAGCGCCAUCGUGUGGCUACAGGGGGUAAGGAGAACCCGCUGAAAGUCUGGGAUCUGGAGAGACCAGAUAAGCCAAUAUUCACAGCCAAAAAUGUAGCCCAUGACUGGUUGGAUAUGCGGGUGCCCGUGUGGGUGAGAGACAUUGGCUUUAUCCCAGAUUCAGAUAAAAUAGUCACAUGCACUGGACACCAUCAGGUGCGUGUGUAUGACCCCUCGACGCCUCAGAGAAGGCCGGUGUUGGAGGCUCGGUUUGGAGAGUACCCGCUCACUGCGCUCUCUCUUCCUGCCAGCCAGGGCACAGUGGUCGUGGGCAACACUCACGGGGAGCUCGCCAUCCUUGACCUCCGGAAAGGGCUUGUGCGUGGGUGUCUUAAGGGUCUGGCGGGGGCAGUGCGAGGGUUGCAGUGCCAUCCUUCCCUCCCAUUGGUGGCCUCUUGUGGUUUAGAUCGUUUUCUUAGAGUACACAGCCUGGAGGACCGUUCCUUACAGCACAAGGUAUAUCUGAAGUCACGACUCAAUUGUGUGCUGCUGUCUAGCAGAGAUCUGGAGUCAUCUAGUGCUGAUGUUAGUGGAGAUGUAGAGGAGGUGAAAGCAGAGGAGGAUGAGGUUUGGGAUACCAUGGAAACUGUGAUGGAGAAGACAAAAAAGAGGGCCGCCCAGAAAGAUGAAGCAACUGUUACUGAAGUAGAUGGAAAAAAGAAAAGGAAACUAGUGAAAAAGUGAUUUUUUUUUAAUUGACAUUUUUAUCAUUUUAUAUACAGUUUGUCAUGUUUUGAGUAAAACUGUAUCAACAGUGGCCAAGAACAAACUUAAACCUAAGAGGCUGUUUAAUAUGGAUAUAUAAUAAUAGGUUCAGGUCAGUAUUUUGGUCCAUUAAGUAAUUUGAACAUGCAAUCAUCUGAAAUGUGAUACUAAAAUUGCAUUUUAGAUGUCAAAACUCUGCUUAACUUGAACAAGUGAACCCGUUUAUGUAAAAACAGUUUGUCCCAUUAGUCACUGUAUUUCUGUAUUGAACAGAAUUUAAUGUAUACCAUAAACACAGAAUCUUUCAGAAA
Molecule: messenger RNA, 1603 nt
Organism: Cyprinus carpio (common carp)
Lineage: Eukaryota; Metazoa; Chordata; Actinopteri; Cypriniformes; Cyprinidae
Gene: wdr74
Product: WD repeat domain 74
Biological process (GO): ribosomal large subunit biogenesis
Cellular component (GO): nucleolus; preribosome, large subunit precursor
Molecular function (GO): protein binding
Source: RefSeq, a predicted model, not a curated record